Messenger RNA from Tarenaya hassleriana, 1046 nucleotides. Its product is annotated as auxin-responsive protein IAA14-like. NCBI's taxonomy places the organism in Eukaryota, Viridiplantae, Streptophyta, Magnoliopsida, Brassicales, Cleomaceae. The record is from RefSeq and is a predicted model, not a curated record. Gene Ontology annotation, biological process: regulation of DNA-templated transcription. The transcript is spliced from 5 exons. Gene Ontology annotation, cellular component: nucleus. Gene Ontology annotation, molecular function: protein binding. Bases 115 to 822 code for a protein of 235 amino acids.
UAACUCUCUCUCUCUCUCUCUCUCUCUCUCUCUCUCUCUCUCUCUCUCUCUCUCAAAGAGAUCAAAUCCACAUUGAGUAAGAGGUAUAAGUUCAACCAGUGAAGACCCACAAACAUGAUCGGCGAGCUCAUGAACAUGAAGGAGACCGAGCUCUGCCUCGGCCUUCCCGGCGGCGGCGGAGGAGGAGGAGAGGCGGAGGUGGUGGCGGAGAGCCCUGCGAAGGCGGCGGGGAACAAGAGAGGAUUCUCCGAGACAGUUGACCUGAAACUGAAUCUUCAGACAAACAAGGAAGGCGUUGUGGAUCUCAACAACGUUGCCAAGGACAAGUCUCUCUUGGUCUCCAAAGACCAUGCUAAGCCUCCUGCUAAGGCACAAGUGGUGGGUUGGCCUCCGGUGAGGAACUACCGGAAGAACAUGAUGGCUCACCAGAAGAGCAGCGCCGUGGAGGAGGAGAAGGCGGCGGCGGCCUUUGUGAAGGUCUCCAUGGACGGAGCUCCUUAUCUCAGGAAGGUCGACCUCAAGAUGUACAAAAGCUACCAAGAACUCUCUGAUGCUUUGGCCAAAAUGUUCAGCUCCUUCACCAUGGGGAACUAUGGGGCACAAGGGAUGAUAGAUUUCAUGAACGAGAGCAAAUUGAUGGAUCUAUUGAACAGUUCCGAGUAUGUGCCAACCUACGAGGACAAGGAUGGUGACUGGAUGCUCGUGGGCGAUGUUCCGUGGCAAAUGUUUGUCGAUUCGUGCAAACGCUUGCGCAUUAUGAAAGGAUCCGAAGCCAUCGGACUUGCGCCAAGAGCUGUGGAGAAGUGCAAGAACAGAUCUUGAAUCAUCAAGAAAUAUCCAUGAAGAAUAUAUAAUAAUGGUUUUUAUAAGUUUAUUUUGUAUUUUUUCUUAUGUGGUUCUAAUUUCAAGAUCUGAUGGGUAUAUAUAGUUAUAGUAUUACCAGAAAGAUGUGGACAAUUUGUAAUGUGACCAUAAGAGAGAAACUUACAAUCUCUGUGUUUGUGUCAUAUUUAUUGCCGAACAUGUGUUUGUCUGGUUGAUUGAUA